AUGGCAACCUGGUUGAAGAAGGCAAGAAUUGGAAUGCCGCUCAAAAUGAAGCGUAUCUCUACAACUACAUGCAGGACCUCUAUGACGCAGAAACUGAGGUGUACCGGAGGCUGCAAGACAUUCAGGGCAGAGACGUUCCACGCCUCAUGGGUUGACAGAUAUGCCGACUUUCCCGCCAUCCUCUUAGAGCUUAUCCAAGGCUUUGCUUUAAACGAGCUCGCUGCACAUGCCCCAAGGGAAACUUGGCAGUACAUCUGCGAAGAUGCCAUUCGCAUUGUCAACGUCAUAGGCGAUCGAGACAUCCGCAAUGAGGAUGUCAAACCGAGAAAUUUUAUAGUACGCUGGCAGCCAGGCGAAGGAAAGUUCAAGGCGUUUAUGAUUGACUUCGCGUUGUGCAAAUUCCGCAGGAAGGAUCAGGACGAACGGGACUGGAGGGAAUGGAAAGCGAUACAAGAUGAAGAAGGCGCGGUGGGAUACGUCAUGCAGAGGUAUCUGAAUGGGGCUUUUGUCUAUCGUCGAUCAGACAAAUACUUGAGGUUGGACGAGGAUUUCAAAGCGGAGGAAAUCUAA
Molecule: messenger RNA, 570 nt
Organism: Endocarpon pusillum Z07020
Lineage: Eukaryota; Fungi; Ascomycota; Eurotiomycetes; Verrucariales; Verrucariaceae
Exons: 2
Coding region: 1-570 (189 amino acids)
Source: RefSeq, a predicted model, not a curated record